CUAAAGUAAAAAAAAAAAAAUACUUUCCCUUUUCAAGGAAUAAGUUUAUCAACUACUUUCUUCUUUUUUUUUUCCUUUUUUUCUUCUUCUUCUGUUUUCAUGGAUCAGCAAGCAGUUGAUAUUAAAAACAAACAAACUACUGCACCUACACCUCAAAACACACCUAUCAAUACAGCUUCCAUCAAUUCUCAAUUCAACCCUUCUAUCCCUGCUAUUACUGAAGAAAUGGAAACUAUCACUACUCCUGGCGCUGCUGGCAACCCUGCUCUUAUGAGCAUGCUUCAAGGUAAAUUAGGUAACCUUCUCGGUGAACCUCUUCCUGCUUCUGUUCAACGCCGCAUCAACGGUCUCAAGUACCUUCAAUCCAAGCAUACUGAAUUGGAAGGCAAAUUUCAAGAAGAAGUCUUGGCUUUAGAAAAGAAAUAUCUUGAAUUAUACCGUCCUUUGUACACCAAGCGUGCUCAAGUGAUUGCUGGUGAAUACGAACCUACUGAAGAAGAAGUUGCUUUAGGUGCCAAGGUCGAUGAAGAAGAAGAAGAAGAUCAAGAUGAACAAAAGGAACAACAAACAGAUAAAAAGAUGGAUGAGGAAGAAGAGGAAGUCAACAUUGCUGGUAUUCCUGAAUUUUGGUUGACUGCUCUCAAGACACACCCUCAAAUCAGCGAUACCAUUUCUGAAGAAGACUGUGAGGCCUUGAAGCACUUGACAGAUAUCCGCAUGACUUACCUCGAAAAGCCUGGUUUCCGUCUCGAAUUUGAAUUCACCGAGAAUGAUUUCUUUACUGACAAGGUCUUGACCAAGACGUACCAUUACCAAGACAACGUGAGUGGUGGUGAUUAUGUCUAUGACUAUGCUGAAGGCUGUCAAAUUCAUUGGAAGGACGGCAAAGACUUGACUGUCACUGUUGAGACCAAGAAGCAACGCCACAAGGGUACCAACAAGACUCGUGUUGUGAAGCGUACUGUUCCUGCUGAGACCUUCUUCAACUUCUUUAGCCCUCCUACCAUUCCUGAAGAUGACAACGAACUUGAUGAGGAAGAAGCUGAAGGUUUAGAUGCCAAAUUGGAAGCUGAUUAUGAAAUGGGUGAAGAAUUCAAGGAAAAGAUUAUUCCUCACGCUGUUGAUUUCUUCACUGGUAAGGCUCUUGAAUACGAAGACUAUGAUGAUGAAGACGAUUUUGAGGACGAUUUCCUUACUGAUGAAGACAACGAAGAGGAUGACGAUGAAGAAGAAGAAGAUGACGAUGAUGAUGAUGAUGCUCAACCCACCAAGGGUGAAAAUGCUCCUGAAUGUAAACAAUCUUAAUAAAUUUUUUCUGCUUAUAAAAAGAGUGUGUCCG
Gilbertella persicaria is the source of this 1339-nucleotide messenger RNA. Its product is annotated as nucleosome assembly protein-domain-containing protein. Gene Ontology annotation, cellular component: nucleus; chromatin. NCBI's taxonomy places the organism in Eukaryota, Fungi, Mucoromycota, Mucoromycetes, Mucorales, Choanephoraceae. The transcript has 3 exons. Gene Ontology annotation, biological process: nucleosome assembly. The record is from RefSeq and is a predicted model, not a curated record. Gene Ontology annotation, molecular function: histone binding; chromatin binding. The coding region runs from base 100 to 1305 and encodes 401 amino acids.